Molecule: messenger RNA, 593 nt
Organism: Drosophila teissieri
Lineage: Eukaryota; Metazoa; Arthropoda; Insecta; Diptera; Drosophilidae
Exons: 1
Coding region: 92-478 (128 amino acids)
Source: RefSeq, a predicted model, not a curated record
UACGGAUCGAAUAUGUUGUUGCCGAAUAAGAUGUCCCAACUGUGGAUUUGGUUUUGUCUGAUUUUCCUUGCGAUCCUGGCGCCAAUGUCCGAUGCGAGAGGAGGUGGAGGUGGAGGCGGACAUGGUGGAGGCGGUCAUGCUGGAGGCUUCGGAGGCGGAGGACGAGGAGGCGGAUUUGGAGGAGGCCGCGGAGGCGGAUUCGGAGGAGGUAGAGGCGGCUUCGGACGAGGUGGCUUUGGAGGACGGGGGCCAGGAUUCGGUGGUGGCGGUUUCGGUGGACCAGGAGGCUUUAGAGGAGGACCUGGAGGUUACAGAGGCUACGGAGGAUAUGGCGGAUACGGCCGAUAUGGCGGCUAUGCCGGAUUCGCGGGAGUUCUUCCGGUGCCGCUGCCCGUACCUUAUCCUGCCGCCUAUAACCGAUGCUACUACGACAAUUACUAUUAUAAUUACUACUACUGCUGAUGUGAUACGGUUAUAGAUGGUUUAUUUAUACAAAUUACAAUCAACACGUUGCUUUAGUUACAAAGAUUAUGUAAAGUUACCCAGAAAUUCGGGCUGUAGACAGUUCUCUAAAUAUUCCAUAUCUCAUUUAA